UUCCUGAGGUGCCCAAGAAAGUGGUUUCAGAAGAAAAAAUACACAUUGAAGUUCCUAAAAAACCAGAACCUCCACCACCCAAAGAACCUGAGGUGCCGAAGAAAGUUGUUCCAGAAAAGAAAAUACCUGUGCAAAAAAUACCAGAACCUGUGGUUGUCCCAGAACCAGAGGCUGCACCUGAAGAACCAGAACUCCCACCAAAGGAAGCAACCAAGACAACUUUGCCAGAAAAGAAAGUACCUGUUCCAGUUUCUCGAGAGCCAAAGUCCAUUGCAGGACGCACAAAACCAAAGCAUCAAGAGGUGGAACUGCAAGAACCUGAAGUGGCCCGAAAACUAAAGCCUGUAAAGGCAGUUCAAAAACUAGAGCAUGUUCUGACAUCUGAGGAGCCUGAGACUGUUUUGACAUACCAAAAAUCAGAAUCUAUUGUAGCAUCUCAAAAAACAGAGCAUAUUGUAAUGCCUGAGAAACCUGAGGAACCCAAGCCUGAUGUGGCAUCCCAAAAACUCAAAUAUG
Molecule: messenger RNA, 516 nt
Organism: Cyanistes caeruleus (blue tit)
Lineage: Eukaryota; Metazoa; Chordata; Aves; Passeriformes; Paridae
Source: RefSeq, a predicted model, not a curated record